Molecule: messenger RNA, 2535 nt
Organism: Chanos chanos (milkfish)
Lineage: Eukaryota; Metazoa; Chordata; Actinopteri; Gonorynchiformes; Chanidae
Gene: trpc7b
Product: transient receptor potential cation channel, subfamily C, member 7b
Exons: 11
Coding region: 1-2535 (844 amino acids)
Biological process (GO): regulation of cytosolic calcium ion concentration; calcium ion transmembrane transport; single fertilization
Cellular component (GO): plasma membrane; cation channel complex
Molecular function (GO): store-operated calcium channel activity; protein binding; inositol 1,4,5 trisphosphate binding
Source: RefSeq, a predicted model, not a curated record
AUGCAUCGUAGACACACUACACUGCGUGAGAAAGGGCGUCGGCAGGCUAUUCGAGGCCCCGCUUACAUGUUUAAUGAGCGCGGAACGAGUCUUACUGCAGAGGAGGAGCGUUUCCUUGAUUCGGCCGAAUACGGCAACAUCCCCGUCGUACGCAAGAUGCUGGAAGAGUCCAAAACCCUCAACUUCAACUGCGUUGACUACAUGGGCCAAAAUGCAUUGCAGCUUGCCGUAGGUAAUGAGCAUCUGGAAGUGACUGAGCUUCUCCUGAAGAAAGAAGGACUAGCACGCGUGGGAGACGCGCUCCUGUUGGCUAUUAGCAAAGGUUAUGUACGCAUCGUUGAAGCCAUAUUGGGUCAUCCCGCAUUCAAGGGCGGACUCAGACUGACUCUCAGUCCACUUGAGCAGGAGCUUCGAGAUGACGACUUCUACGCUUACGAUGAGGACGGGACGCGUUUUUCCCACGACGUGACACCUCUGAUUUUGGCAGCGCACUGUCAAGAGUAUGAGAUCGUCCACAUCCUCCUGAUGAAGGGCGCACGCAUUGAGCGACCUCAUGACUACUUCUGCAAGUGCAGUGAGUGUGUGGAGAAGCAGAGACGAGAUUCAUUCAGUCACUCCAGAUCCAGAAUGAAUGCCUAUAAGGGACUUGCUAGUGCUGCAUAUUUGUCACUGUCCAGUGAGGAUCCGGUGCUCACAGCAUUAGAACUCAGCAAUGAACUUGCACGACUGGCCAACAUUGAGACAGAGUUUAAGAAUGAGUACAGGAAGUUGUCGAUGCAAUGUAAAGAUUUUGUAGUAGGAGUGCUAGACUUAUGUCGGGACACUGAGGAGGUGGAGGCCAUCUUGAAUGGAGAUGUGGACCAGGCUCCGCCCACGGAUCACCAUCGUCCCUGCCUCAGCCGCGUGAAACUCGCCAUCAAAUACGAGGUCAAAAAGUUUGUAGCCCACCCUAACUGCCAGCAGCAGUUAUUGACUAUAUGGUAUGAGAAUCUGUCGGGCUUAAGGCAGCAGUCUAUAGGAGUCAAGUGCUGGACUGUACUGGGAGUGACUCUCGGUCUGCCCUUCCUCGCAAUUGCAUACUGGAUCAUGCCCUGCAGUAAGCUGGGUCAAAUCCUGCGCAGUCCCUUUAUGAAGUUUGUAGCCCACGCUGUCUCCUUCACCAUCUUCCUGGCUCUGUUGGUUCUGAAUGCGUCAGACCGCUUUGAGGGUGUGAAGAACCUGCCUAAUGAGACCAUAACGGACCACCCACGUCAGGUGUUCCGAGUCAAGACCACCCAAUUCACCUGGACUGAGCUGCUCAUCAUGAAAUGGGUCCUGGGUAUGAUUUGGUCAGAGUGUAAGGAGAUCUGGGCUGAUGGGCCUCGGGAAUACAUCAUGCACCUGUGGAACGUUCUGGACUUCGGAAUGCUGUCCAUCUUUGUAGCAUCUUUUACAGCACGGCUCAUGGCUUUUCUCAAGGCAUCAAAAGCCCAGCUGUACGUGGAUAUGCACGUCCCCAACAGUGACAUCAGCAAUGCAUCGCUUCCGGCUGAUGUUGCAUAUUUCACCUACGCCAGGAAUAAGUGGCGUCCAUCUGAUCCUCAGAUCAUAUCUGAAGGUCUCUAUGCCAUAGCUGUGGUGCUGAGUUUUUCUCGGAUCGCCUACAUCCUGCCAGCCAAUGAGAGCUUUGGGCCGCUGCAAAUAUCUCUGGGCAGAACUGUCAAAGAUAUCUUUAAGUUCAUGGUCAUUUUCAUCAUGGUUUUUGUCGCUUUUAUGAUUGGCAUGUUCAACCUCUACUCCUACUAUCUUGGAGCCAAGUACAACCCUGCCUUUACCACGGUGGAAGAGAGUUUUAAGACUCUGUUCUGGUCUAUAUUCGGCCUUUCAGAGGUGAUCUCAGUGGUGCUGAAAUAUGAUCAUAAGUUUAUUGAGAAUAUUGGAUAUGUCCUCUAUGGUGUCUAUAAUGUCACCAUGGUAGUGGUGCUACUCAACAUGCUAAUUGCCAUGAUCAACAGUUCCUACCAGGAGAUUGAGGAAGAUGCAGACGUUGAGUGGAAGUUUGCCCGUGCUAAGCUGUGGUUGUCAUAUUUUGAUGAGGGUCGCACCCUUCCUGCACCCUUUAACCUUGUGCCUAGUCCUAAAUCCUUUUACUACUUAGCACAACGCACAAAAGCCUGCCUCAUUCGCCUCUGCAAGGCCAAAGGGCACCGUCAUGACAAUGAGCUGGAGAUGGGCAUGCUAAACCUACGGCCAAAGCUGGAUCGAUACCGAGCCCAUCCACACUCAAGGGAGGAGCACAGUGUGAGGAAACCCAUUAAGCACCCGACGCGCUACCAGAAAAUUAUGAAGAGGUUGAUAAAGCGCUAUGUUUUGAAGGCUCAGGUGGACAGAGAGAAUGAUGAAGUUAAUGAAGGUGAACUGAAGGAGAUUAAACAGGAUAUCUCUAGUCUACGUUACGAGCUUUUGGAAGAGAAAUCUCAGACUACAGGGGAGCUGGCAGACCUGAUCCAACAACUCAGCAACACGUUCAGCAAAAACACCAAAAAACAACCAUGA